This is a messenger RNA of Liolophura sinensis, 2201 nucleotides long. Its product is annotated as lysosomal acid lipase/cholesteryl ester hydrolase-like. The transcript is spliced from 11 exons. Lineage: Eukaryota; Metazoa; Mollusca; Polyplacophora; Chitonida; Chitonidae. The record is from RefSeq and is a predicted model, not a curated record. Bases 9 to 1271 code for a protein of 420 amino acids. Gene Ontology annotation, molecular function: hydrolase activity, acting on ester bonds.
CUUCGAACAUGAAGACGGGCAUAGUUUUGCUGUUGGUCUGUUCGUGUAUCUUCCUGGUCGAGGCCUUGUCUUCAAAUCACCUGAUUUACAGAUCUGCAUCUUACAAAGAAAGGAGCAUACUUGACUUCUUAGAAAAAGCUUUAUUUCAUAUCACCGGAGUAGACCCGGAAAUCUCGUACAAUGUGAGUCAGCUGAUCUCCACUAAAGGUUACCCUGUGGAGGAAUACACAGUCCAGACAGAGGAUGGGUAUUUACUGGGGGUACAGAGAAUUCCCCAUGGGGUCAACAAAACGGACAACUCCACUCGACCAGUCAUCUUCUUGCUGCACGGACUGCUGUGUUCAUCCACUAACUGGGUUACAAAUCUGGCCAAUGAAAGCUUAGGAUUUAUCCUGGCAGAUGCUGGAUUUGAUGUUUGGCUGGGAAAUGUACGUGGUAACACAUACGCCAAAAAACAUAUCCAUCUGGACCCAAACAGUGAAGAGUUCUGGAAGUUCAGCUGGGACGAGAUGGCACGCUAUGACCUGCCAGCCAUGCUGGAAUUUGCCCUGGCCAAAUCCGGCCAGUCCCAGCUGUAUUAUGUCGGCCAUUCCCAGGGAACACUCAUGGCUUUCUCACAGUUUUCCAGGGACCAAAACCUGGCUAAAAAGGUUCGUAAGUUCUUUGCUCUUGGCCCAGUGGCUACUGUGGGAGAUAUAGAAAGCCCUCUGAAGUUCUUGUCCAUUCUUCCAGAUCAUCUUCUGUAUUUCCUGUUGGGAAGGAGAGACUUUAUGCCUAGCAAUGAGAUAUUCAAACUGCUCGCUGGUACGCUUUGUAAAAAUCGCGAAACAGAACCAGUCUGUGCUAAUGUGCUCUUCCUCAUCUGUGGAUUUGACAAGAAGGAGUUGAAUGCUACCCGUAUGCCCGUGUACAUUGGCCACACUCCAGCAGGAACCUCCGUACAGAAUCUCGUCCAUUUCUCACAGAUGGUGAGAUCUAAGUUGUUCCAGAGUUAUGACUUUGGUUCAUCUGAAGAAAACCACAAACACUACAAUCAGAGCAUUCCCCCGCUACACCAUGUUGAGAAGAUGAAGACACCCACUGUUCUGUUCUGGGCUGGCAAGGACCUACUGGCUGAUCCAAAGGAUGUGAAAAUGCUGAUGGCCAGAAUCCCACACCUAGAGGCCAGUUUUGAGAUCCCGGAUUGGGACCACCUGGACUUCAUCUGGGGGAUGAAUGCUGCUCCAGUUGUCUAUGAUAAAAUCAUCAAAAUAAUCCAUGACAACCCUUAGUGUACAAGUCAAAAGAUCUUUCGGACGUAAAGACACAAAAGAUGAAGAUGUCUGCCACCAUUCCAAGAAGACUCAUUUCCUCUUACACAACUGCAGUAUUUACAAUUUUUAUGACAAGCCUUAUGCAUACACAUGUACAUGAAGAAGGUAUUUGUUUUUAUACACUAUAUUGUUUCUACAUGUAAUUUAGCUGACAUUCUCAGAACCUUUUAUCUCCUUUGGGAUACUGAAACUUUUAGCAUAAUACUAUAAUAUUUGUUUAAUGUAUGAAUGUAUAAACUGAAUAGUGCUGUAAUUGCGUAUACACUAUCAAAAUGUGAAAACAUUAUGAGGGUAGUACACAAACAUUGUAUUUUGUACAUUCUUACAAAUUCUUACAUUUUGUAAGUUGUAAUUCUUAAUUCAUUACAUUUUGCCAUAAUAUAUAUUGAAGCUAUGCACAAUGUUUUAUCAGUACAUGUAUCUACCAGUUGGACACUAAUAUAAUGUUCGGUUAGAAAUUCUCUUAAUUGAAAUUUUCACUCUUCAAGGAGCUGUUACAGUUUGAAUUUGGUUUGUUAAAAUACUUUGGUUGUUUCAAAAGUGAUAGUAAACCAUAUUGUGUUAACAUGACCAGUAUAAUAUUUACAGCAUAACUGGUGUGCACAGUUGACAAUUUGCCAUACUAUAUAUUUGCUAGUCAAACAGAUUUAACAUAAUUCUAUCAUUACCUCGGCCACAUGAGAUUUGCUUGCACCCCGCUGAAAAUGCCACAAUAUUGGGCAGACGAGCGUGAAAUACAGUCGUGCAUCUAUGUGAAGUUGAAACUUAAAAAUCGUGGAUGAAUCUUUGACCUUAAUUUACUUGCAAUUUCGAAUGUGAUGCUGUAUGGCGCUGUCGUGGAUGGGUAUUUUAAUGCUAAUCAAAAUAUGCCAAAUAAAAAGGUUGAUC